Molecule: messenger RNA, 5556 nt
Organism: Biomphalaria glabrata
Lineage: Eukaryota; Metazoa; Mollusca; Gastropoda; Planorbidae
Product: vacuolar protein sorting-associated protein 35-like
Exons: 17
Coding region: 45-2441 (798 amino acids)
Biological process (GO): intracellular protein transport; retrograde transport, endosome to Golgi
Cellular component (GO): retromer complex; retromer, cargo-selective complex; late endosome
Source: RefSeq, a predicted model, not a curated record
AUUAAUUUCCUUCUGCACUAUUUUCUAGAUUGAAGAUUUCCAAAAUGCCAUCUACACCUCAACUUUCGCCACAAGAGGAGCAAGAGAAGCUUCUAGAGGAGGCCCUUAAUGUGGUUAAAACACAGGCCUUCCAAAUGAAAAGAUGCUUGGACAAAGGAAGACUAAUGGAUGGUUUGAAACAUGCCUCUACCAUGCUUGGAGAACUACGUACUUCAUUACUUUCACCAAAGAGCUACUAUGAAUGCUAUAUGGCCAUCUCUGAUGAACUGCGCCAUUUGGAGAUGUACCUAGUAGAUGAAUUUCAGAAAGGACGUAAAGUAGCUGACCUUUAUGAACUGGUUCAAUAUGCUGGAAAUAUUGUUCCACGAUUAUACUUGUUAAUCACUGUUGGAACAGUUUAUAUCAAAUCCAAUGAACUGUCUAGAAAAGACAUUCUAAAAGAUUUGGUGGAGAUGUGUCGCGGUGUACAACAUCCUCUGCGUGGUCUGUUCCUGAGGAACUAUUUGCUCCAGUGUACAAAAAAUGUUUUGCCAGAUGCAGUAGAGGACCAAAGCACAGAGAGCAACGGGGGAGAAUCUGGCACAGUCAUGGACUCUGUUGAUUUCAUCCAUCUCAAUUUUGCUGAGAUGAACAAGCUUUGGGUACGCAUGCAGCAUCAAGGUCAUUCCCGUGAUAGGGAGCGCAGAGAAAAUGAGAGAAGGGAAUUGAGGAUCCUAGUAGGUACAAAUCUAGUUCGACUGAGCCAGCUGGAGUGUAUCGAUGUGGAAAAAUUUAAACAGAGUGUGUUGCCUGGUGUUCUAGAACAAGUUGUUAAUUGUAAGGAUGCCAUCGCCCAGGAAUAUCUGAUGGAGUGUAUUAUUCAGGUGUUCCCGGACGAGUUUCAUUUGCAGUCUCUCAACUCAUUUCUUAGAGCCUGUGCAGAACUACACCCUAAUGUUAAUGUAAAGAAUAUCAUCAUAGCUCUGAUAGACCGGUUGGCUUCUUUUGCUCAAAAUGAAGAAGGUCCUGGAAUUCCACCGGAAAUUCAACUAUUUGACAUUUUUUCGCAGCAGAUUUCACAAGUGAUUCAAAAUCGCCCAGAUAUGGCCCCUGAAGAUAUUGUUUCUCUGCAAGUGGCUCUAAUCAAUCUGGCACUAAAGUGUUACCCAGACAAAGUAGAUUAUGUGGACAAAGUUCUAGAAACUACAGAAGAAAUAUUCAACAGGCUUAAUCUAGACCAUGUUGAGCAUGGUAGUCCAGUAUCAAAAGAACUAAUGCGUCUAAUGAAGAUCCCAGUUGACACCUACAACAACAUACUAACAGUACUCCAACUGCAACAUUUUGGUCCACUUUUUGAAUAUUUUGACUACAAAGGUAGACAACUGAUGAGCUGUCAUAUCAUCAAUAAUGCCUUGGAAAAUGAAACUCUAAUCCCAGCCCAGGAAAAUGUGGACUCAAUACUCAACAUAGUCAAUUGUUUAGUACAAGAUCAAAAUGAUCAGCCUGAAGAACCAGAUGACCCUGAAGAUUUUGCGGAGGAGCAGGGCAUUAUGGGAAGAUUUAUUCAUCUGCUGCAAUCAUCAGAUUCGAACCAACAAUUUUUGAUUCUCAACACAGCCAGAAAACAUUUUGGAGCAGGUGGAGAUAAACGAAUCAAGUUUACACUCCCACCAAUAGUAUUUGCUGCUUACAGAUUGGCGUUUAGAUACAAGCAAUUACAAGAUGAAGAUGAAAACUGGGAGAAGAAAUGUCAGAAAAUUUUCCAGUUUUGCCACCAGACAAUAGGAGCUCUGAUUAAGGCAGAGCAGGCAGAGAUUCCUCUUCGGUUGUUCCUGCAAGGUGCUCUUGUAGCUGGGCAGAUUGGAUUUGAAAAUUCUGAAACAGUGGCCUAUGAAUUUCUUUCUCAAGCAUUUUCAAUUUAUGAAGAUGAAAUCAGUGACAGUAAGGCCCAGUUAGCAGCAAUUACUUUAAUUAUCGGCACCCUUGAACAAAUGUCAUGCUUCGGAGAAGAAAACCAGGAACCUUUGUUUACACAGUGCGCUCUGGCUGCUUCCAAACUGUUGAAAAAACCUGACCAGUGCCGUGGUGUGUCAAUCAGUUCACACCUUUUUUGGUCAGGAAAAUCAGCUAAAUCUGGAGAACUCCGUGAUGCUAAGAGAGUGUCUGACUGUUUAAAGAAAGGUGUGAAAAUUGCCAAUCAGUGCAUGGAUAGUUCAGUGCAAGUCCAACUUUUUGUAGAAGUAUUGAACCAAUACAUUUACUUCUAUGAAAAAGGAUGUGAACAGAUAUCAGUUCAGGUUUUAAACCAGAUCAUCUCUAAAAUCAGAGAACUGUUACCCAACUUAGAGUCCAAUGAGGAAACAGAACAAAUCAACAAACAUUUUAAGAACACUUUGGAACAUCUGCACCACAAACUGGAGAGUAGUGAAUCAGUUGGACAGUACGAAGGGCUUGUAUUAUAAAAACCGGACUCUGGAAACAGGAAACACUUUCCUAAUAAAUUGCUAGAACACACUAGUCUUUUUAUGCUAAUGCUGGUACAAGACAUCAUUAAUUGCAUUCAAACAUUCCGUGUGUUUGGAAAUAAGGAGAGUUAUUCAAUAGAUUUAUGGUGUUCAAUAUCUCUUGAGGUGUUUCUUGAACAAUGUAUUUACUAAGUUCAAUGUUUAUGGCUGUUGUCAAAUAUAGAAACUUAGGACAGCCCAACUUGUGAUAUAUAUAUAUAUAUAUAAAAUGAAAAGAGAUGAAUGUAUUAGUGCCACUAGUUCACAGUUAGUAUCAACUUUUUUUUUUUUAUAUUGUCAAUUUAUUAAUUUAUCAAAUGUUUAGUAAAACACCAUGUUAAUUACUAAAACAAAAACACUUUAUAUUUUUUUUUAGAUCUCUGAAAUUUUUUAAACAUAUAUUUCGUAAAGUAAAAUACAGAUCAUUAUAUACUUUAAGCAUCAGGUCUACCUUAUUAUUUUGCAAGAUGAAAACUCGAAGACAAAUGAAUUAGUUAUUUCUAAUAGAUAACAAUAAAUUCUUAAUGAGUUAUUGAAGCUUUCAUUUCCAUCAGAAUGAAGUAAAAAAAAUAUACCAUACUAUUACUACCCAAUAAGCCACUCAUUAGAUACAUCUAUAUGAAAACAAGUAAUUCAACUCUUUUGACAUUAUUUAACACUUUCAUUAUGCCAUGUAUAAACGUUUCUGGAACAACAUGGCCUAAAUUGUGCUGGUGUGCCAAAAAAAAUAAUUAUUUAUAAAAGUUUCCCCUCUCCCCCUUAUAAGGAAUUAGUUGCAAAUGAAUUCUAGAUUUUCUAUAGAAUGCUUGUAUUUGUUUAGUUAAUAAUUGAUAAAUGAUAAUGUAUAGAUUGUCUAUCUGUUCAGACUUGUGAUUUGUGCAUUGAAGAAUUGUUUAAAUUUAAUUUUUUGGUUUUGUCUUAUUUUAAAUAUUGCUCAUUCAUAACAUGAAAAAACAAAAUUACUUUUAAAAAAACAACAAAGCUCAUAUUAAGUGUAAUUUAUAAAAUAGUUUUGAUCAUUCAUGUAAUUAAAUUUGUAAUAGAUCUAUGCUAACAAUAAUAAAUCUGUGUGAUUAGAAAUAUUUUUACCAAUUGUUUUUGUUGAGCAAUAUUUCAUGUUUCACAGCUUUCUCAAUGCACUAUGAUCCUAUCACUUGUCUGGACCACUUGGGAGGUGGGGUGGAGAGAAGGGUGUAUCUGAGUGAAUGUUUUAAAUGUAUUUUUUUUUUUUUUAUUAGUAGAACUUGAACAAAAGCGUCCUUAAUUCAACUUUUAACACCACAUCUGUCAAGUACAAUUUCUUUCUUGUUCAAUACCAAACAAAGUAAUUAAUAACCAAUAGUUUAUUUAACUAAUUGGUUAAUAAUUUUUUUUUUUAUUGAUUCUUGCUUUGUCAACUACAAGAAACAAUAGUGAAAAUUUCAACUUGAUCCAAGAUUGUUAUUACCUAACACAGUGAGUUGAUAUGUUGUUUUUUUCUCUCCAUUUUUUAUGGUGGUAGAGCAGAUAAUAAGGUGGGGGCCAUACCCGAUGGCACAAACACUUGUUUCAAUACUGACUCAAUUUAAUGACAUUAUAAAAAGCAUUUUAACUGACAUUAACGAGUUACAAUCAGUUUACUGCUGUUUCAAUAUCUCCAUUUCCAAAUUCUAUGACCUUUGGUAGUCAUCAUUCAUGUAGGCUUUCAUGUCAUAAAAAAGGUGUUUUGUACUGGAAAAUAGAAAAAUUAAAAAAAAAUAAAGGAUCAUUGCUUUGUACUGCUUGGCUCAGGAAUCCUUUAUAUUUUUUUCUGCUUCCCUUUUCUGUUCCAUGUCUUCACUCCUCAUUCUGAGCACAUGACGGCCAUUUUAAGAUCAUUUUAUUAUCUUUAAGGUAUUUUUUUUUUAGCUCAUUGUUUUCUCUUUCAGAAUAAUUGUGUAAAUAAUCUUUACAGAAACUUAAAGGGAAACUCCCAUGGUUUUGACAAUUUUGUAUGUGUUUUGAUUUACAGAUAAUGAAUGUAUUGUUCUUUUUUUUUAAAUUUUCAAUAAUAACUUAGUAAUUGAUGUUUUUCUGGUGUAAUUUUCCUGCGCAUAUCAGAUUUUCACCGGGUUUCUAUGUGGCGUCACACUAACCUAUUAAUUUAAUCUAUUGACUUAUUGUAUAACGGGAGACCAUACAGUAAAGUUUACAUUCUCGUAAAAGAAAUAUAGCUUCGUUUAUGAAGUUAGAUGUAGAUCUUGUAGGCAAAGAAAAAAAUGUGUGUUGAAAGUAGAUUUAUAUGCAUGACUUAACUACAGCAGUGUGUAUUUUCUCCCCUGACCACUCAACACAAACAAACACUAUCACUUGGUUGUCUUGUCAUGACCGACUACACAUAGUCUAGACUACCUUACACUGACCAGUUUGUUAGAGUCAGACACACUAUCUAUUUACUUUUUAGGACAGGGAUGGGCUUAGAUGAAAAUGUUACUUUUUUCUCGAGUUGGUUAUCCUAAUGCUUUUAGAUCUAUAUAUACAUGUAUAUAUAUAUAACUUUACCAUAGCUCUGAACUAGGCCGUCAGACUGAUGGCACAAGCCAACAUACUAUAAGUGACCACUCUUCUGGAAAAUACUGGUUUGAACACCACACUGAAAUUGCCUGUGACAUGGUCAUGUGAUCAUCUAGAAAAAAUUUAGAGUUUCAAGACUAAUCCAUCUGGUACAGUUCAGCUUAACAAGACAGGCUAGUACAGAGUGAAAUCAGUCUGGUACAGUGUAGUCCAGUAUGAUACAAUACAGAAACCAGUAGAGUUUGGUGCAGCAGUUGAUGUUAUCUACAGUGAAGCAUUUGUACAGUCUGUGUUUCAUGUUGCCAAUUGUACAGUAUUGGCUGUUUAUUUAUUAAAACAAUCAUGUUUUUUGGAGCCCAAGUUAUCUAGUUCUCUGUGCUGUGGUGUGCAGCAAUACUUAAUUGAAUUAAACAAAAAAAACUGACAUAGCCAACUAGUUAUGUAAAAUUAGAAGUUUUAACAAACUUGUUUCGAUAUAAUGUACUAGUAAUACUUAAAUACAUGUUAGGUAAAAAAUAGGAAAUAAAACCAUUGUGCUGUG